UCUCAUCAUGGGGGACUGAGGAGCCGAGCUGGCCGCCCGCGUCCUCCCCUCCGCCUCCUCACCCGCCGGUCCCCGGCGCUGCCGCCGCCCCCGUCCCGUCUCCCCUCGGCUCAGUCUCUGCGAAGUGGCGCCAGCCUCCCCGGGGAGCGGCCGGGGGAGGCGCCGGGUUCAUGUUCCGGGUCGCUGAGCCCACUCCGACCCGAGCUCAGGCGGCGAGGAAGAGCUGAAAGGAGAGUUGGCAUACCUUGAAGAUGAGAAACGGCCUGGGAUUUCAGGCAUUUCAGUAGGACUAUGGAGGAGCUGGUUCACGAUCUAGUCUCAGCAUUGGAAGAAAGUUCAGAGCAAGCCAGAGGGGGUUUUGCUGAUACUGGAGAUCAUUCUCGGAGUGUGUCUUGCCUUCUAAAGCGACAGGCAAGGAAAAGGAGGGGACGAAAAAGACGUUCAUUUACCACCCAUCAUCCUUGGGAAACUGGUCACUGCUUAAGUGAAGGUUCUGAUUCCAGUUUAGAAGAAUCAAACAAAGACUACAGGGAGAAUCAUGCUAAUAAGAAAGACCACAGUGACUCUGAUGACCAGUUGCUAGUUGCUAAACGUAGGCCUUCCUCAAACUUAAAUAACAUGAGAGGCAAAAGACCUCUAUGGCAUGAACCAGAUUUGGCUGUUGACAGUCUGGGAAACAGAACUUUGCGCAGGAGAAGAAAGGUAAAACGGAUGGCGAUAGAUCUGCCAUCAGAAGUCUCUACUGCACUGACAAUAACUCAACAGCAGGAUAACAGCAGAGAUCAGGACAUGGACAAUGACAAUAAAUCAUACCAACACCAAGAGUUCUCCAAGAGCAAAGUGAAAAAAAGAAAAGUAGCUGCAUCUCGACAAGGACCAGAAAUCUUGGAUGAAGGAGUAGUUAUAGAAAAUGAAGAACUGAACCAAGCAAAUAAGGACAAAAUGGAAUAUGAGGAGCAAAAGGCCUCAGAUGAGAACAUGAGUGACAGUGAAUCCAGCAGUCUGAGCAGCAGUGAUGCUGGUUUGUUUACCAAUGAUGAGGGAAGACAAGGUGAUGAUGAGCAGAGUGAUUGGUUUCAUGAAAAUGAAUCUGGUGGAGCAUGUGGAAUUACAGGAGUUAUUCCAUGGUGGGAACAAGAAGAUGCUACAGAGCUGGAGAGAGAAUUGCCUGAUCCAGUCUUUCAAAGUAUCUUAACUGGUACUUUCCCUCUUAUGUCCCGUUCAGGGAGAAGAGACAACUGUGGAUCCAGCGUAUCCAAUGGUUUCCAGAGUAGAUUUAGUCAUCUUCAUGGAGUGCCUGCAAGAAACAUAAAAAAAGCUUCAGGAAACCAGAAUGCAUUGAUAACUCCAGGACCAGGCAGCAGCAGGAAAACAGUUCAUUUGUCCCAGGAUUCUCUUCAUCAUGACCACUGGUUUAGCCCUGGGGCUAGGAAGGAACAUAGCCAGCUUCAACUCUUGCGAGACAACCGAUCGGAGAGAGGACACAAGAAGAACAGCUCUGUAAAAACAGCUAGCAGGCAAACCAGUGUACAUUUAGGAUCAUUGUGCAUGGGAGACAUCAAACGGAGAAGGAAAGCCGCUCCUCUGCCAGGGCCCACAGGGUUUGUAGGUGAAAACACGCAACCAAUCCCAGAAAACAACAUUGGAAACAGAAUGCUUCAGAGUAUGGGUUGGACCCCUGGCUCAGGCCUUGGACCAGACGGCAAAGGAAUAGCAGAGCCAAUACGAGCCAUCCAGAGACCAAAAGGACUCGGACUUGGAUUUAGCUGACAGUCAUGCACUCUGGCUGCCUGAUAAAAAUAAAGCUCAAAAUUAAUUUUAAAAGGAAAAAAAAAAAAAAAAAAAAAAGAAAUUGCAAACUACUGUUAUUUGUUGUGAUCGGAUAAUCCAGUUAUUCUUCUCUCAAAGAUCACUGAAGUCAAUGUGCUUCACAUUAGCUACACCAGCUGCAAGGUACAGCCACAGUGACAGAACCGGCAUUCGAACUUUAUAAUGGUGCUAAAAUCUACAAAAAAAGUCUACUUUUUUAUUUUCUGUGGUCUUAAAGUUUGUAUUAAGCAUAAAAAUCAGUAUAUUCUCUUUUUUUUCAUAAAAGCUUCUGACACAGCAGUUUUUAGUGUAUAAUCAGAUUAUUUUUUUUUGUACAUAUUAUUUCAUCUCAAGCAUCUUGAUAAGAUUCGUCACGGAAAACGGAGCUUCUAACAGCUAUUGUUUUAUCUGUUUUCAAGAAAAGUUUCCAAACAUGCUAUGUCCAGUCUUUAACAGUGUUUUGGGAUAAGCUGUCAUUUUGCCCAUCAGAUUUACACAUUUCCCACUGGAAGGUGAUAUGGUAUGCAAUUUUGUAUAAAAGCAUGAAAAAAUGGCUUUGUUGUCAUAGGAAUGCCAUUCCAAAACCAUUAUCUGACAAUGUGUCAGAGUCUUCCACAUUCAAGCUCAAAAGCAAUGUGUUUAUACUUGUUUUUACAGUUACAGGAUAAUUUUUUUUCAGCAAAUAUUUUAAAAAUCUAAAGAUUAUUCUGACUUUGGAUUUCCAUUUAUAUUAAUAAUCCUCAGUGUUUCCACAUUUAAGAAUAGAGUUUUGACCUUUGAAUCAGGAAAAUGUAUUUUAAAAACUCCUGUCUUUCAGUGUUGAUAUUCUGGGUUUUGGCAUAUUUUAAAUAAUGCAGUGUUCAACAUUGUGGUUAUCCAGUUAUCAUUUGGUUUGUGAUCUUGCCAGUGAGCUACAACCUUUAAGGAUCAUGAACAGAAAAAGGGCAAGGAGAAGUAGGAUUAGGGUGGAGGAAAAGAAGGAAAAAGAUACUUUGAAGGCAUCUCGCAAAUGUAAGCUAGCAAUUGAAAAUCAAGAGGGAUCAUUAAGUGUUUUAAUCAGUAUCCUAAUGUAUUUAAUAUCAGCAGAAGCAAUUUCAUUAAGCACCAACCAGUCAAGCUCCUAGGGUACUUAUUGGUCUGCAGUAUAAAACAAAUUCUACUUUAAAAUUAAAUGAUAGGGCUGAAGGAAACUGAUGUUCAGAUGGACGAAGAAGAUAAUCUUGCCCCCCCUGCCCACCCCUGUAGUAGCUGGCAAUAUUUACCCUGACUGCAGAGGGAACAGGAUUUGAUUCUUCAGUCUUUUUUUUUUUUUUUGGAAGAUCUAUCCCUUCCUCUGCUCCCAAACUGCAGAGCAAAAUACUUCUUUCCAGAUGCUUGUAAAGAUAUUUCCUUAGAAUAAAAAGAGCACAGCUUUCUUCAUGUGACUGUGAAAGAUAGUGAUGAAUUUUAAGAUGUGUUUUUAUUACUUUUUCUCUCAACUUCACCCUUUUAUCCAGAUAAAUAAUACUAGGAAAAGAAGAAAUAGCAGCCUUAUAGCAUUGAAUUUGCUUAAAAGAAAUGUUCAUGCUCUCCACUUCGAGUACUGUCAGUUUGGGAACAUUGUUUCACUGUACACAUAGUGUAGAGUAAAAGGUUCGUUAGCACCUGAUACUUUUUUCUAAUGAUAGCUGAAUGUACAUGUUCUCAAAGUUUCAGGAGAACUAGUUCUUGUUAUUUAAAUAUUUUAUAUGAUUGUGUGGUUUUGCUUUUUGAAAUCAUAAGAAUUUUUAAACAGACUUAGGAUUUAUAAUCAACACAUACACUUUUUAUUGGAAGGUUUUGGGGCAUAACAUAAUGUCAGUUUGCCACUUCAGUAUAUCUUGCACAACUAAACUGAAUCAAAGACAUUCCAUAUGCAAAGAAUUUCAGGGCCACACAAUGGCACAGGGCAGAGUGCCUGGAAUUCUUCAACUAGCAGAGGUGCUCACUUGAAUAAGUGUACUUAUAAUAAUAAAUUUAUGUGGCAUGUUCUUGUUCUUCCAAUGCAAUGUGCUACUGAUGGCAAGUGAAUUCUGAAGACCUCUUUGUAUUGUACACCACAAUCAAAAAUUCCUUAAAAUAAUUUUCAACAUGUGAAUUGUGAAAGUGAAUUCUUAAGUUCUGAUUGGUCUAGCUCUAUUUGCAAAGCUGUAAAGGAAUAUUCAUUCUCUCUUGAAAUUAUGUUGUUGUAAUUUGGUUACAACACCUGUGUACCUUGGCCUGGAAAUUCUAAGUGUGGCACGUGUAACACUUGUUUGAAGUAUUUCUAUAGCAGUAGUUCCUCAAGAAAUAAGUAUGCAGCUCCAAAAGUACUUGAAAAUAUUUCCUGUUUUAAAAAGAUAACAGGGAACUAAUGACUACAUGUUGAGGGAAAACCUUGUUAGCUCAUUCAGCUCUUUAUUCAUAUAGAUACCGUGAAGCAGCCAACAGUCAUAAUGGAAGAACUGUUUAGUCUGAUUGGAAAUCUUACUAAUUUUAUUAUAAAUCAACCUAUUAGUGAGAAACUAUUAGAUAUUAAAACUAGUCAAAUUGAUUUUGAUAUAGAGACAGAAACACCUUUUCUGUUUUCCAGCAGGUGUUCUAAUAGCUGCCACAGCUGACAGUCUGCUUUAUUUGUAGAAGCUGUAGAAUAAAAUGGUUUAUUAAAAUAUUUUGAAGUAGUGUUUCAAGGUAUUUUUCUGUUGCAGGAGAAUUCCCGUUCUGACUCACACUAUCAUUUCAUUUCUCUUUUUCCCCAUCUCACAGGAGUGGUUUUAAAGAUACUCCAGUACUGUGGUUUUGUGCAGUUAAAACUAGUGUUAACAAAACAAGAAUGCAUUGUACUUUCUUUCUUUUUUAAGCUGUUUCAAUGUUAGUUUGCUUUUAAACAAGUCAGAGUACUUGGAUAUUUAUUUUUUCUUCAGGUCUUUCCCAUACCUAACUUGCAAUCAUACUGUGAUACCUGCUUUAAAGCUGGCUCAGAUUAUUUUAAAAUACAUACACAAGUAUUUUCAGAUAAUUCUUAGUGACUGUGACACUGAAGGAUUUUUUGCCUACAUAAAUAAAUAUGAGAUCAUCUUGUGUCUAAAAGUUACCAUUAAUCACUUGCCAGAUUCUUUCCAAGUGUUGAUUAUUCAUUAGCUCAGCUGUUGCCAUAAUAUUCGUCCUCUGCAAAAUGUUAAGUGUAGAGGCAUUAAGUAUUAUCAGCAUUGCAUUUUGCUGUGUGUUCCAUAGUGUCUCAAAGUUCUGUGUAUUGAGCCGUUAACUGUUAAUAAGCGAAACCCAUGGGCAGUAUCUUAUUUUUAAGUGAAUAUUUGUUGAAGUCAGAGAAGCGUUAUCAAUAUGCUCAUUUUAACAAGUUUGUCCCUGCAUAUGUCUUUCUGCAUUUAGGUCAGUAAUGGGUGUAGAAUGGCAGUAAAUAGAUAAUAUGUAUAGAAUGCUUUGCUUCAACAACACAAAUGCAAGAUGAAAUAAAAUAAAUAGAUUCCAUUCUU
This is a messenger RNA of Apus apus (common swift), 5300 nucleotides long. RefSeq names its product G-patch domain containing 2 (gene GPATCH2). The coding region runs from base 292 to 1770 and encodes 492 amino acids. The record is from RefSeq and is a predicted model, not a curated record. Lineage: Eukaryota; Metazoa; Chordata; Aves; Apodiformes; Apodidae. The transcript has 12 exons. Gene Ontology annotation, molecular function: nucleic acid binding.